Mesorhabditis spiculigera is the source of this 2163-nucleotide messenger RNA. The record is from the annotation of a GenBank genome assembly. Lineage: Eukaryota; Metazoa; Nematoda; Chromadorea; Rhabditida; Rhabditidae.
AUGGAGAGGGCCCGUGUGCCCUCCUCGGCUUUACCCCCGAGACCCCAGCAGAGACGGGUUCGAGUCCUCGGCCGUCUCGCCCCGGCCGACGCCUGGAUCUCACAAAACCCGCAAACCGGCCAAAUCUCGUUACGAGGGGUCGAAAAGCCACAACUGAAGGGGGCGUUUGAUGCGUUGUUCGCACCAGAAGUCAACCAGGAAGAAGUCUCCUCAACCGUCCUCCCCGACCUGCUCCACAGCCUUUUUAAUGGCAUCGACUCGUCGCUGGUGUCGUUUGGAGGGUUCUCGAAAGGAAAAGCGGAUUGCCUCUACGACCCGGCCGGCCUGUACCGAAGUGCCAUCUACUGGGCAUUUCAACUCCUCGAUGAGUAUCGACUAAAAAGACCGGAUUGCCGGUUUUCGCUCAGACUAUCCGCCCUCUACUACCAACAACGCGACGGGCUGCUCGACGAUUUGUUUGGGCAGUUUAACAGUGACCGACGCCGGCAAGGAGUUCGAGUGGUCGAGGAGCCAUCUACCGGCCCGAGGACGGAAUUCGAGAGCGAGCUGGCCGUGGACAGUCUCGAGCAGGCGCUUUUCUACCUCGAUUCGGCAAUUUCGAAGCGGUUAGGAGACGAUGAAGAUGCCCAUCGUUCUCGUCACCUAUUCGUCACCCUCUCCCUGUACGCUUACAGAGCGGGUACGGUAGGGGCGGAGUGUGGCGGAAAAUCGAGAAUGACGAUGAUCGAUCUCGGUCUCGGCGAGCGAAAUUCCCAGCACGGCGAGCUGACGAUGCCCGUCAUCGGGAAUAUGCUUUUAAUGCUGCUGCAAGGCCAAAAACAUCUACCAGCCAGGGACAAUCUACUGUACCGCCUACUCCGGGUCGGACUGACCCCCUCGAAAAACACGACACUCCUGUGUACAUUCACCGGAAGGGCCGAUGAGGACGAGAGUAUGCUUCAGCUGGUGGCGAAGAUUGCAAAAGCGAAGCGGGCGGCAAGGAGGGUCAAGACUCUGAGCGAUGGCGGGUCAAGAAGAGGGGAACUACGCUCUUCAGAAGUGGAAUCAUCAAGUGAACAAAGUGGAGCGGAGACUAUCAUUUUCCUGGGGGCCAAUGGUGCCGAAAUGGAGGAAGAGCGGCGCAAAGCAAUCCUGGAAUGGAUGGAUGGGCAUCAAGCAGAGACCAUGGAGAUGGGAAUACAAUGCGGUGACGGGGAUGUUUCAGAGGAUGAGGAGGCGCCGGGGAGCUGCUGCCCGAGUCCGAGAGAAUCCCUGCCCGUAACCCGCGCCCCCCUGGAGGACAUCAUCGAGAUGGACGAGGACUCGAUGAAGAGCUCGACCAGGUCGAUGCGAGACCGGCAGGACGGGUCGGCCGAUGGUCGACAGACUAAUGGCAGGGAACGGGAAUCGCUGGCACAGCGGAGCCCAUCUACUGAUCAUCAUCCGCUCUCUAUACUUUCGCGAGAAGGGAUCAAUCACGUCUCAUCUACCAAUGCCUCCGUCUUCAAGCAGGAGGAGGGUAGCGAAUCGGAACUCGCCCGAAUGAUGGCCGCCUCGGUGAACAACUCCAUGAGGAGUCACGAAAUUUUGAGCCGGGUGCUGAAGGAAGAGGAGCGCCGGAAAAAGAAGAUGGCCAACGGCUUGUUGGGCUGCUGCCAACAGCAACAGUCCACCAGCUCGUCGAUAAUGGCCGGAGGGGUGGAGGACGAGCAGAAGAAGUGGAAGGACGAGUUGAGGAGGAGGAGGGACGAGUUGAAAGGUGACGGAAGUGAAGCAAUCUGCGGGCUGCGGGUCGUCAGGAAGAGAAGAUCGGCGAGUUAUCGGAAUCGAAAUCGGGACAGCUAUUCGGCGAGUUCGGGCUACGAGAGCGCGUCUGCGGACUACCACAAAUUUCACGGGAAGCAACCGCCGGCGACGCUUCGACUUUUGGCCGAGAAGCCAACCACGAACUUGCGCGAAAUCGAAGGUCUUCGAGAAGAGCAGAGGACCUUAAGACGACAGCUAUCCGCUGCUUAUGAACGAAUGGGACAAAGUCCGAGGGCAGAAGUGUGGAUCGGAGAGCCGCAUGAAGCCUCACUGGCAGCCCCGGGGACCAUUACGGAAGCGUUGAGACAGGAAAACCGCAUCCUCGAAAAACGCCUUCUCGCUACCCAAAAUCACUGUAUGCUCGUCACGGCAUUUUUG